Notechis scutatus (mainland tiger snake) is the source of this 11437-nucleotide messenger RNA. It is a transcript of the gene LMTK1, whose product is annotated as lemur tail kinase 1. The record is from RefSeq and is a predicted model, not a curated record. Gene Ontology annotation, biological process: peptidyl-tyrosine autophosphorylation; brain development. NCBI's taxonomy places the organism in Eukaryota, Metazoa, Chordata, Lepidosauria, Squamata, Elapidae. Gene Ontology annotation, molecular function: ATP binding; protein tyrosine kinase activity.
AUAACAUGGAGGAAGAGGAGGAGCUGCAGUCUUGAAUUCCCUGGCUGUGCUGUCAAGAAGAGAGGAGAUGGUGAUUUUUAAUGUGACACCCGUGCAACUUCUGGAGUUAUGGCACUCCCUUGAGUGAGCUCUCCUGGUCUUCCUCUCUGGUGGUGGUGGCCGUUUCCUUCUCAGGACUCUUCACCUUCAUCUUCCUCAUGUUGGCCUGUCUGUGCUGCAAGAAAGGGGGCAUUGGCUUCAAGAGCUGGAGAAGCGAAUCCCGGGAGAAGAGGCUGAGGAUGGUUUUGAGGUGUCUGCCCUGCACGGGGGCCAGCACAGUGCCCAAAACAGCCUGUAAUGUAGAACUGGGGAACCCUGGGCAGCCCUCCCCCUGCCCCCUGACCAAGGAAUUCAGUAAUGCUGACGGGGAGGAAUAUCCUAGUGAAUUCUCAGCUCAAGGCUCACCAGCCACCCAGAAUGGCCCUGAAGUUUAUAUUCUGCCUCUCACCGAAGUAUCUUUGCCAAUGUCUAGGCAACCUGGGCGCUCAGUGCAGUUGCUCAAGUCCACUGACCUGGGACGUCACAGCCUGCUAUACCUCAAAGAAAUUGGCCAUGGAUGGUUUGGCAAGGUGUUCCUUGGUGAGGUAAAUGCAGGGUUGAGCAGUACUCAGGUGGUGGUGAAGGAGCUUAAGGCCAGUGCCAGCGUGCAGGAUCAAAUGCAGUUCUUGGAAGAGGCACAACCUUACAGGGCACUCCAGCAUACCAAUCUCCUGCAGUGCUUGGCUCAGUGUGCGGAGGUGACCCCCUAUCUGCUGGUGAUGGAAUUUUGCCCAUUGGGUGACCUGAAGGGCUACCUACGAAGCUGCCAUGCCGCAGAAGCUCUGGCACCAGAUCCCUUGACAUUGCAACGCAUGGCCUGCGAGGUAUCUUGUGGCUUGAUGCAUCUUCAUCGCAACAACUACGUCCAUAGUGACUUGGCCUUGCGGAACUGCUUACUCACAGCUGACCUUACUGUCAAAAUUGGUGACUAUGGCCUUUCUCACUGCAAAUACAAAGAUGACUACUUUGUGACCGCCGACCAACUAUGGGUUCCACUACGCUGGGUAGCCCCUGAAUUGAUUGAUGAAGUCCAUGGCAACCUGCUGAUCGUAGACCAGACUAAGACUAGCAACAUCUGGUCUUUGGGUGUGACUAUCUGGGAGCUGUUUGAGCUGGGUGGCCAGCCCUACUGUCAUUAUUCCGAUCGGCAAGUCCUCACUUACGCUAUCAGAGAGCAGCAGCUUAAACUUCCCAAACCACAGCUUCCACUCUCGCUAUCUGAUCGCUGGUAUGAGGUUAUGCAGUUUUGCUGGCUUCAGCCAGAGCAGCGCCCCACCGCAGAGGAGGUGCACCUUUUGCUCUCUUACCUGUGUGCCAAGGGGGCUUCCGAAGCAGAGGAGGACUUUGAGAAGCGCUGGAAUUCCAUGAAACCCGGAGGCACUGGCGGUUCAGGCUCUGGAUCUAACCACAUGGGUUUGGAGCUUUCCUCCUUCCCUCUUCUGGAGCAUUUCUCCAACGAUGGUGACGAUGUUCUCACUGUGAUGGAGACAAGCCAUGGCCUCAACUUUGAAUACAAGUGGGACCAAGGGAAAGCUGAACAUCUCCCAGCCUCCGCCAUGAGCCCUGGUGGGGCUGCACGCUACCAUGAGCUCUACUAUUCGGCGAGCAGCAGCAGUGGAGGUGGGCACCUCAGCCUGGGGGUGUCCCCCUCUUGCUAUGAAUGUAAAAUGCAGGGGUGCCCUGGUUUGCACACACCAGGGGUGGUCCCCGUGCUGAGUGCCCAUAGCCCCUCUUUGAACAGUGAGUACUAUAUUCGCAUUGAAGAGGUGGCAUCUGAAGGCAGUGGGAAUGACCUUGAUUACACCGUGUGUUCCUACAGCCCUGAGUUUAGCCAUUCUUCACGCUGGCAAACCAAGGAGGACCACUAUGAAUCCAACAAUAGUCCCACCAUCUCCCUCACCAUGGAACCCCUCCUGGGCCAAUCAGCACACCCCGAAAGCCACUGGGAACCCUCUGACUAUUACUCCUAUGGAGAACAAGACAGUAAAGAGGCCCCAUACUAUGAGGACUCCCUGAAGGACAGUGCUGAGGAAUACCUGCUCAAGGAUCCCAGUGCUUCUGAGUGGCCUGGUCUAGUUUUGCAGAAAAGCAUUUUUGCUGAUCCACUUGGUGUGUCGCCAUCAGAGAAUUACACCUGCGAGGAGGCUCCAUCGGACUCAGUCAUUCUGGAAGUGGCAGAGGAGGAGCGCUUGAGUGGUAGUCCUAGGAGCGAAAGAAAUGAAAGCUCCGAAUCCCCCUCUUCAGGCAAGCCUUGGACAUCCAAUACUUCAGUCAAAAACGAUAACGAUCACCUACUGCCAUCGUGUGAACCCCUUGCCAAAGAUAGCUGGUGCUACCGGCAUAUGAUCACCUUCCAGGGGCUAAUGGCACAGCCACUGGACACAGUGCCACGGGAUGAGCCAACAUUAGGGAUCAAAGAUCUGCGAACAGCUCUGCUAGGUGGGGAACACAUGACAUCAUCAUCUCACAUAGGCUCCCCAUGUCCAGAUAGCGAUUUGCCUGCAGAGGAAAACGUCUCAGUUGAAAGUGCUACAUUGCCUGACAUGGAAAGCUCUAUAGAUCCCUUGAUAGACAGCAGAGUGGAGAGCCCACAAGCCAUCACUCUACCAUCAGGGGAAGACGUUUUGAUGGGUCUGUCGUCAGCACCAUCGCUGUUACCUUCCAAGGAAGAAGCUGCCAGCAGCAUGGAGGCUAUAGAUCCAACUCUGCUGGAUGAAUCAAUAGCUGAGGUGUCAAACAUAGAAGAAGACCCUAUGGAAGAGACCUCCACUGGAUGCUCACCUAAGUUGCCACAGGAGAUCAAUAUAGAAAGUGGCAAGGACACCAGAAGCGAACAAGAUAGAACACCAGACAAGACUGUUUCCAGUACCAGUUUCCCUGACUUGGAUGAGGCCAGUGAUGAGGACUCCACUGAUCUUACAUCUGGAGUUUUUAUUGACUUCCCAAUUGACUGUCUUGAGCAGCAAGAUGUAAUCCCUGCUUUCAAAACCUUACAGAAACAAGUAGAGACCCCAGAUUCACUAGAUUCAUUGGAUAUCCCCUCUACCACCAGCUCCUGUGACGCGUUCAGUCCCAUAGCUUAUAUAUCCUCGAGCCAGCCUAAGGCUCUGGAUAGUGGCUAUGAUACAGAGAACUAUGAGUCGCCUGAAUUUGUCCUCAGGGAACCUCAUGAGUCACGGGAAUCUGAAGGUUCUGAGAAGCUGGGAACAUCUGAAGAUGAUAAGGACGAUCAAGUCAAAGAGCAGAGUCUUUCUGAUUCUUUUACUGAUGAGCUGCAGGCCUUGAAUGAGAAGAAUCCUUACCGUGACUCCGCGUAUUUCUCUGACUAUGAUACUGAAGGUGGCACUCGGGAGGAUGGCGAAGAGGACAGUGAUGCUUCUGAGGAACAUGAACUGGGAGUCUCCCAGUCACACACCAAAGAACUGAAGGGAAACUCUGAACCAAUUGGCAGGACAGGUGAACCUCUGCCAGCUGGUCCUGAGCCCAUUUGUCCACAUGAAGACUGUGUGGGUUGCCUCUCUCCAGGAGCAGAGGACCAAGACACGGGGAAAGACAGAGAUAUUAGCCCGUCACAGGAACUGUUGAUGAAUGAAGCAGCUCUUGAUAAGUUGGAUUCAAACUUAUUUCAGGAUAAGAACAAUGGGAUCGUUGUGCAAUCCCAGACACCAGCCCCACUCACCAGAUCUUUUGUCUUGUCUCCUGUGGUCACCAAUCUAGAGGAACCCACCAUAGGUGGUGAAGAAAAUGAGGUAAAGGAUACAGGACAGGAGAAUGUGGCAAAGAACGCUGAGCAACCUGAGGAAAGACAGGCAAUUGGCCAUCCCAAAGGACUUCAGAGCAACCCUGGUCUCUCACUCAAACUGUCAGUAGUGCCAUCCCAGCUCUUAUGUAGCCCCACUGAUCUUGAAGAGGAAGAAGAUGACACUGAGGACAGUGAUGAGUCAGAUGAGGAGCUGCGGUGCUACAACAUUCAGGACCAGAGUGAGGAAAGUGAGGAGGAAUCGCCUGCUGUGCCCAUUGUAGUGGCUGAGAGCCACAGUGCCCGUAACCUGCGCAGUCUGCUUAAGAUGCCCAGCCUAGUGGUGGAGACCUUUUGUGAUGACCUGGAGCGCAAGAAGAAAGCUGUUUCCUUCAUCGAAGAUGUUACUGUCUACCUCUUUGACCAGGAAAGUCCCACAAAGGAGCUUGCAGAACAGCCUUUCCCAGGAGUGACAGAAGCUUCACCAACGCCACCUGGGCAGGUGGAGAGCAAAGGUCCUCCAGGCUUAACAGAUGAGAUAAAGGCACCCAACAGCACCUCAGAAGGGAGCUCCUCUGAAGAGAAUAAAAGUGGUGGCUUUGGAUGGGACGAUGACUUUUCCCUCAUACCCGUGAAAUCACCUGUCCUGCCCGCAUUGACCUCAGAGGCACCUGAGGACAGUCUCCCCAGACUGUCCCCCACACUAGUAGCUGCUCAGAAGCAAGUGCUCCCCAUCCAGUUUUCACGCUUCACAGUCUCACCUGCUGCAGUAUCACGGUUCUCCAUCACACACGUCACUGAUUCAAAGGUUGAGCCUGUAGGAGGCAACAGUGAAAAUGGCAACAGAGAGUGAACUUGGCUAUCGCUCCCUUUUGGACUUCCUACUUUGCCCCCACGGCACAGUUUCUGCACCAGGGGACAUGAGCACGGAUGAGGCCCAGGAGCUGGCUGGAGCAGAACUCUGCAGGGCCUCAUUCAGAUAUUAUUGGACAGAUUUUGACUGCCGCUGGGCUGGAGCCACCUUACCACGAGGUGGUUUGCGAUGGUUGUGCAAAACAUGAGUGUGUGUGUGUGUGUGUGUGUGUGUGUGUGCAUGCGUGCGCACACACCCGGGAAAGCGUUUGUGUACAAAUAGACACAUAUAGACAUAUAGAACCUAUAGCAUUUAAAGGGUAGAUCUGUGACCUUGCUAACAUCGCCACAUAAGCCAUUGUAAUAUUCCUAGCUCAUGCCUCUUGAUGUUCUGACCCACACUGGCUUCCCCAGUUGGGGCACCGCCCUGAGACAUCCUCCCUCUGCCUGUUCUGUGAGCUUAUCGUGUCUUCUUUCCACACCCCAUAGGGGAUUUUGAGAGCGAGAGAGCACGUAGCCUUGCGCCUUGUGCCAUUCCGACAUGCUUCAGGUGGAUCCUCAAGCAAUGGUACUUGUGUCUUGCCACAGGGGGCAAGCUCUCCUUGUCCUUCCUUCAGUGUGCUGUGUCCAAAUAUCAGGUGGAGUUGACGGUCCAGAGGACGCCAAUCAAUUACCAGAAGAGCCAGAGACAAGUGUAGGCCAAACACCUGAAAACAGGUAGGGGAGCCAGCUGAAGUGAAGGUCACAUUUAAAGUCUUGAGCAGCGAAGACUCCUGGUCUCGGCAGCCAUUUCCCCCCUUUUUGCUUAUGUUCUUCACUGACCCUGGGUUGCUGUCGCUCAGCUGCAUCAUGGUUGCGGAACUCAAAAUUGUCCCCCCCUCCUUUUGAGAAUCAUGGUCUGGUCCCAGGUGUUCAGUUCUACCGAAGACUUUGCCUUCUGUCAUGGGCAGGAUCAAUAUGAGCAGCCUGGGAGGGGGUGUCUGGAUGGCCUUCAGCACUUCCCAUUUCUCCUCCUUAGCCUUGAGCGAGCAGCCUGAAUCCCAGGAGGUGAAAUGGGGAGUACAGGAACUAAAAAAACAAACAAACUUACUUAAAUGUUUUGUUAAAUGUGGUGCUGAGACCUACCAUCCGUUCUCUACUACAGCAUUAUUUGGGGAGUGCCUCCUAGAGAGCCACGAUGUGACUUGCUGGGAAUGUGAGAGGAAUACCAAGUCUUAGGGAUGGGGGUUUUGUUUUUUUCCCCAAACUUCGUCACCCUUCAGCUGUAGGAAGAAAUGCCCAGCCAGACGCAUAGCAAAAGCAGAUCAAACUGCCACUGAGACUAUUUUUGUACAAAGUUUACCCACCUGCCCUAACAGAGUGGCAGAUUUAAGUUAUUGUUGCCAAAGAGAUGUAAAGAGUUAACUUUUACCAAGGCAUCUUGGGUGAGGGUGGGGGGGACAGCUGGGGGAAGAAGGAAAAUAAUAGCUUUGGGAUGAUUUUGUUUGUUAGAUUUUGAUUAGUUCAAGAUUUAGGAUAAUUGUGCAAUGUGGACGGUGGGGUAAAAUGGAAAUGAGUCAGAGGCAUCUUGCACUUAGGAGUUGUGGCUUAUGGGGACUAUAGACCAGUCACUGGCUUUGGAAAUUGGGUGGUAAACAGACAAGAGCAAAAGGCAGCUGGUACCUACUGGGCCAUUUCCUCACAGAAUCAGGGGAAACACCUAGAAAGAGACCCCACAGAGCUGCAGAAUGUCUGUGCGUUGUGCUUCAUUGUGCUUCCAGUUUGGAGUAUGUUGUGACUAAAGGUGGCAAGCUUGGCACUGGUACUGAUGCCCGGUUCUGGUUCAUGAGCACAGCUUUCAUUUUCAUAGUAUACACAGCCAUAGCCAUGCACGAGGCAAUGAUUCAUCAUCCCUCCAUUAGGCAGCGUUUAGGUGAUAGUGACAGCCAGGUUUUAUUUUUUGGCUUACUUUCUCCUGCUACUCACAUCAGUUCCAGCCAGCUGGAGAAGUGUUUCAAAAGGUGCAGUUCUAAGUAUAGAUUUAGUGGAGCAAGACAUCUUUAAAAUGCUGCAUGCUUUCAGCCGGUUAUGUUUUCUUCCUCCAGAGUCAGAAUUCUUUCUAUGUCUGACAUUUCUUGCUAAGACCCUUCUGGGAGUUCUGCUUUCUUUGUUCAAAGAGGUAUUGGGUGUGAAAGGUUACCAGGAUCUGUUCACAGCCUUCUUGGGUGGUGGAGACUUAUAUGCCUUUUGCUCCACUCCUUCUGAAGCCCACCAUGAGCAACACAGAUGCCCAUGUCUCAUUUCACCUGAUGCUGGUUGAUGAACCCAAAUGAAUAAUACUUGUCCUUCCUUGGACUACCAUAUACUUCCUUAGCAUGAUCAGAACACAACAGCCUGCUUGUUGGUUUAGGGCAGGGCUCUCCAACCUUGGCAAUUUGAAGACUUGUGGACUUCAACUCCCAAAAUUGGGAAUUCUGGGAGUUCAAAUCCACAACGCUUCAAGUUGCCAAGGUUGGAGAGCCCUGGCUUAGGGCACUCUUAUUUGCUUUUUUUGGAGAGCUCCUGAACCAGAGGAGACCCUGAGAAAACGAGUGCCAGGCUCCAGUAUGGAGCUGUAUUUAGAGACAGGAUUCCUGUUUCUUCUUGUUCCCCCCCACCCUCUUUUUGUUGUUGUUGUGGUUGAAGUACUGGUUUAAUUUUGCUGCCAACUUGAGAAGGAGGCAACACUGGAGCCAUGAGAACCUACACCAGCAGCUAUUGAACCCAGAAGUCAAGGAGAGCUGAAGGAAACCUUUGUAUACUUUGCUGUCUGCAUUUUGCCCAUUAACAUCAAAAGAGAGAUACGAUGAACUGUGCACCUUCCAAAAUUUCAAUCCAAGUAAAUCCUUCUGCCCAAUGGAAUGUGUGCAAACUAUAGAUGUUUUCUAGAGAAGGUGUCAUUUAUUGGCCUCUAUGGCUGAGUGCACUUUCAAAAUAUUUCACUGUCACAAAUCAAUUUGAGAGCAGCUGGGAUGUAUGCCAUAACACAGCUUUAGUGGAACUCUCCCUUUCCCCCCCUCACUGGGUGCCAAGCACAUCAGCAUCGUCUGGAAAUGGAAUCUGGUGGUCUACAUUUCCCAUCCACUCUCCAUCCUCUGCAAACCAAAAUGGUGGUUAUAUAAUUCUCUUGAGCAUUCGAAGACUGGAGCUUGGAUUAUUUAGGACAGGCUGGAUGAGGAACAGACAGGUUCUUGGCCUCUUGAUAAUGAAAUUGACUAAUGAAUAAAAAUGUACUGGAGCCCAAGGUAAUUCUUCAGACAUAUAGCUCACUAACAACCACUUUUAUGGGGUGGUGGUAGAGGUAAAUAUCUUGGUCAGAAAUAAUGUAGCCAUUGAAAUUCCUAACUAGACAAAGAUUAAAUAAUGAAUGAAAUUCUUGAUUUUCUGCAAUAUACCUAGUGUUCUAUUUCCUUCCCCAGGCUAGUUUAGAAGAAUCCACAGGUGUUUUGGAAUACCAGGCUUGUAAUAAAUCCCAAACUGCAUCUAAGACUGCUAUUACCAUCCUUAUCUGAGCAGCUUUUAUAUUGCCCUCUAUAGAACUGCAACUUGUUAAAAAUGCAGCCAGCUGCAUUUUCCAAUGGGAUUCAUCCCAUUGGAAGUCCCUUUCCCAAGCUCCCAAAGUAAAAAAGGGAGAUAUUGUUAUAAUUGAUUCCUUCCUUUCUUUACAUUCUCAGAUCUGUUUUUAGAACCUGGAAUAAGAAGAGUUGAGGACUUAAUAGGCAGGGGCAUAAAGGCUGGACCCACCCAUGGGAGGAAUCUUUGCUUGCUCAUUUUAUACAGAGCAUCUCUAUGAUGCUGUCACAGCCCACUCACCUCGGCUCUUUUUUCCUGUUUCUUCCAUUGCUGUUUGAAUUUUAUAAACAUCACAAGUGUAAGUGAACUUCAACUUUUUAAUGGCUUUGACAUGUGCUGUCUGCUGCACUAAUCUGUUAGGCACCAUGCUAUUCACUCUUAUAGAUGGAUACAUGAAAAAUUGCACUAAAAUGCACUUUCCCUGAAAAUGAAUAAACAUUUUAGCAAUAACUUGAAAUAAAAAGCACUUUACUCCCAACUUUUAAAAAGACUAAAGGGGGAGGCUGCAUUUUUGUUCUCCUAUCCAUAUAGCUUUAUGUCUAUGUCCUUCCUUGUGUAUGUGAAAUAUUGUAGAAUGUGCAUAGGCUGAUUAAGUAGGAUACCAGUCAAAGGGUGGUUUACUUUUUCUCCCUUCAGGCAUUUUACUGACUGCAUCAGAAAUUGCAAACUAGUUGUUGUUUUUUUAAGCUGAUCUUCUGUUUGAAAUGGAUCAAGUUGAGAGCUCUACCUGAAUUCAAAUCCAGAUAAAACUCUCCUUCAGAUUGUGUCUAUGGUCAAAGAAAAACAUGUGAUGUAGGCCUAGCCCUUUAUUUACACAGUAGUGUUUCCCAACCUUAGCACAAUUGUAAAAUGUGUGAACUUUGACUCCCAGAAUCCCCAGCUAGUGUUGCUGGUUGGGGAUUUGGGGGAGUUGAAGUCCACACAUUUUAAAGGAGCUAAGGUUGAGAAACACUGCACUACAACAUGUAGCUUUCCAUCCAUUGAGCUGAGCAUCUAAAAAAAAGGUCUUACCUAAGGUAUUUUUGUGUGUAGCAACAAUUGAUUAGUACCUGAAGCCUCCAGUCUGAGGGUACUCUGUGCAUUUGGGAACAUUGUUCUCAUAAUUCUGCAUACUUCCCAUCAGUUCAUCUUACACACCUGGCAAACCAGUAGAAUGUUAUUGCCAAAUGGAGAACUCUAUUCCGUGUUUGGGGAAUGUAACUGAUAUCCGUCUGGGCUGAUGUAACUGGUGAAAAAUGCCUCUGCCCCCACUCCCAGAGGUGAGGGAAUCCUAGGUCUUAACAGAUACUGUCAUUCCAACUGCAUUUGGAUGUCAAAAGCUAUCUUGUAGGUGCAAGGAUAAGCCUAAAUAUACUUCUGCAAUACCUGAUAAAACUGAAGACAGAGCAGUAGCACCUUUGUUAAGAUUUCCAGUGGCUAUUUCUGCCUUGAAAUAAUGGGCAUGUUCUGAACAUGCCAAUUAACACACCUUUACAAUCAGUUUGUAUUAUAUUCAAAUCAAGCAGAUAUUUACGGGGCAUGUAUAGUUUAGGCUUCCCUGAUACUCUGAGGAAUGCAAAAGACUCAUUAAUCCUCAUUGUUCUGCGAUUUGUUGUUUCCCCUUUUGGCAUACUCGGCCUAUUAUUUCUUAGCCUUGGUUUUUCCCCUCUGCAGCACCAUUAAUUAAUGCUGAACUGGAAUAAUUUGUGGAUGGCAAACAAGGCUGUACUACAUAACAGCCAAGAUAGCUUGGGAGGGUAAGUGGGUUAGGAUGCUCAUGACCAAAUAUCCAUUAUCUCUACUGGAAUGGCCCAGAAUGAUCUGGUCAUGCUAUAGUAUUUGCUAGGUAAAUACACACACCCACUCUCUUUAAAAUAAAUAUGAAAAAGUGCAUCCUGCAAGCUUCAGACCAACCCCACCCAUCACUUGCUUGGGAGCCUUCUAAGCUCCAUCAGAACAAAUGGAUCAGCAGUGGGGUCCUACCUGUUCCACCACUGGUUUGUUGAUCGCAUGCCCGCAGCUUUCCACACACCAGCUGAGACCUACAGUGCCAAUCAGAUGAGAGGAUAAAGAAGAGAAAAGUGCAGGGGCAGGUAGGAAGGCCGAUCCUGCCCUUUUCUCUGCUUUCUCGCCCUAAUCACCUGAGGCUUUUUUCCCCUUCCUCUCAGCUAAUCCUCAGAGGCUUUUUUUUUUUUUUUACUACUGGUUCAGGUGAACCGGUGAGAACCGGUAGCAUACCACCACUGAAAUGGAUCCAACCUCCCAACCUGGACCCCCUUUGGUUCCUAGUCCCACUCACUUUUAGAAAAUAGCUCUCAGCAUGCCACACGAUGCCUGGAGCUUCUGAAAAAAAGCUGUGCACCUCAGCUUCAGAAUAACGUGGAUAACAAGGGAAUCUCCUCCCAAUUCAUGAGUGUGAUGAAGAGGAAGGAGGACUGGGAUUCUGUUUUUGAAGUGUUCUAGUAUCUGAAAGAGCCAACGCCAAAGACCAAGAGAGGCAGGAGGAGAAAUCUGACCUAGAGUUUUAACAUCCAUUUCUGAACUCAAGAGAGGGAGAAUGUAUGGCAGGGGGCUGUGAUUUGGACAAUAUGGAUCUUUCUUGACUAAAAAACUAUGGUCAGGCAGUGGUCCAUACAUGUGUGGUGGGGCUUGGAAAAAAAUAUGAAGCCCAUAUGCCAAUCUUAUUUUUUCUAUAAUAUAUAGAAAGUGAAUUUUGCAAAGUAUAGGUAUGCAAGUUGCAGGAUUCACACAAGUACGGGACUUAGAUUUAUUUCAAAGAGUGCAAAACACCCUGUGGUCUGAGAACAAUUAACCAGUGGAAUGGCUUACUUCCAGAAGUUCUGGGUGCUCCAUAACAGAAGGUUUUUAAGAAGAGACUGGGCAGCCAUUUGUCUGGAAUGGCAUAGGGUUUCUUGCUUGAGUAGUAGGGGGUUGGACUAGAAGAUCUCCAGGGUCCCUUCCAGCUCUUAUUUUCUAUUCUGUAUUCUGCUACUGUGGUGAACAAGAGACUAGAGCAUAAGAUGCAUUUAAGAAAAGAGUAAUAAGCAAAUGUGGCUUAGUAGAUCUUAAAUCUUCAAAGCCCAAAGAGACAAUCCUCCCUCCCUUUUUGCAACAUAUCUUAACUUGCCACAAAUUAGACUUUUACUACAAGAGACUCUUCUAAACAGGUGUGUGUGUAAGUGCAUAGAGACCAAGCAG